GAAAAAAAAUCGUUUUAUAAGAAUAUUUUUCUCACAGUGUAGUGUAGAUGAAAAAGAAAGGAUGUCCUUAUACCAAUAUAAACUUUCGUCCCGUUUGCAGAAGAAUGAUAUUUAAGUAACAUCCUGACUUUCUUCUGAUUCAGCCAAUCAUUGAGCAAUGCGUGACGUUAGAGAUGGAAUCAUGAGAUCUGCGCCACAGUGAGUGUAUAUAAAGAAGCUCCCGCGAUGAAGUCUCCGUUAGUUCAGUGGCAAGUGUGGCAGCAACGGGUGCAAAAGUGAAAUUUGUACGUGAAUCCUUUUUGGAAUAUCCCUAAACAGGAUAAAGAAAAAUUUAGAGAAAAUCUCUUUGUGAUGAGUGGUUCAGGGAAGGGGCUUCUGGGCCUCUGGCUCUAUCGCAGUGGUGAACAGGAGUGGGCAGUGAAGGAGGGAAGUCCUCUGCAUCGUCGCAAGGAAUUUUCUCGCAAGGAAACCAUUGGAAACUCCGCAUCCCCCGGAGAUAGGACAUCCAUUAUAUUUACGCUCAAAAAUCAAGUUGGAGGCCUCGCGAGGGCUCUUCAGGUUUUCCAGGAAAUGGGAAUCAAUGUGCUGCACAUUGAGCUACAGAAUAAGGAUGCUGCAAAGGAGCAAGCUGAUGUUCUUGUGGAUGUUGAGUGUGAUUCCAAGAAUCUCGAUCAACUCCUCAGGAUGCUCAAGAGGGAAGUUCAAUCCGUUAAUCAGGUCAAUCAGGCCUCCGAGGAAUUUCCACCACCAACACCUCUUUCAGCCUGCGCCAGUUUUGAUUUCGGCGAGAUGCAUUGGUUUCCGAGAAAGAUAUCGGAUUUGGAUAAGGCACAAAAUGUUUUGAUGUAUGGCUCUGAUUUGGAUGCAGACCAUCCUGGAUUCAAAGAUCCUGUUUAUAGGAAAAGACGCGAACAAUUUGCAGCCAUUGCCCAAGCUUAUAAGCAUGGAAAUCCAAUUCCAAAAAUUCAGUACACCGAAGAGGAGAUCAGAACAUGGGGAACGGUUUUUCGAGAACUACAUAGGCUCUAUGUUCUACAUGCUGUUCCUGAAUACAUGGAGAACUGGCCAGCUCUUGUCAAGUACUGCGGCUAUCGCGAAGACAACCUACCGCAGUUGCAGGACGUUAGCAGUUUUCUCAAGCGUAAAACUGGAUUUCAGCUUCGUCCUGUAGCAGGCUACCUUAGUCCGCGUGACUUUCUGUCUGGUCUGGCUUUUCGCGUCUUUCACUGCACCCAAUACAUUCGUCAUUCUUCAGAUCCCUUCUACACACCAGAACCCGAUUGCUGCCAUGAACUUCUAGGGCACAUGCCGUUGUUAGCCUGCUCUAGCUUUGCUCAGUUCUCACAGGAAAUCGGCCUGGCUUCCUUGGGAGCUUCUGACGAUGACAUCGAUAAAUUGGCAACGCUGUAUUUCUUUACCGUUGAGUUCGGACUCUGUCGUCAACCUGACAAUAACUACAAGGUUUUCGGAGCUGGUUUGCUAUCAUCUGUCGCAGAACUACAGCAUGCUAUAACAACACCGGAGAAGAUAAAGCGCUUUGAUCCCGAAGUAACGUGUCGCGAGGAGUGCAUAAUAACAUCCUAUCAGAACGCCUACUACUACACGGACUCCUUUGAGGAAGCAAAAGAGAAGAUGCGGGCAUUUGCUGAAACAAUUCAGCGUCCAUUUGGGGUUCGCUACAACCCGUAUACCCAGAGUGUGGAUGUUUUGUCAAAUGCUCAAAAGAUAACAGCCCUAAUAAGUGAACUACGGGGAGACAUUAGCAUCGUUUCUUCGGCUCUUCGAAAGAUUUCUGCCCAAGACGCCAAUCUUGAUGUUCAAUCUAUAGCUGAGAUGCUUCAUACAAACAUCAAUGUAUCAGAGAAAAGUCCGAUGAUAAGUCCAGAUCGAAGCUCUGACAGUUCACAGGAGGAAAAGAUGAGCAAGAAUGGAGGCAAGCAAGGGCAGCAGGACAAUAAUGAGGAAGUUGCGGACAAAUAAACCUAAAAUAGUGGACCAGUAGAUGUAAUUGUUAUAAAUGUGGACUUCUAUAGUUAAUCAAUAAAGACAUUCAUCAGCA
This is a messenger RNA of Lutzomyia longipalpis, 2059 nucleotides long. RefSeq names its product tryptophan 5-hydroxylase 1 (gene Trhn). Bases 352 to 1980 code for a protein of 542 amino acids. NCBI's taxonomy places the organism in Eukaryota, Metazoa, Arthropoda, Insecta, Diptera, Psychodidae. The transcript is spliced from 5 exons. Gene Ontology annotation, molecular function: tryptophan 5-monooxygenase activity; iron ion binding. The record is from RefSeq and is a predicted model, not a curated record. Gene Ontology annotation, cellular component: neuron projection. Gene Ontology annotation, biological process: aromatic amino acid metabolic process; serotonin biosynthetic process.